AUGCCUCUGUCAACUAAUUUAUGUAGUAUUCAUGAAAAUGACAAGGAAGAGGAUAUUGAUAGUCCUGGAUCAGCAACUUCUAAAUUUGUUGAGCCUCUGCCUUUGGUAAAAGCAGUUUCUUCACGUGAUACUGGGGGAUAUGAUAACUUAUCAAGGGACAUGGAUACUGUUAAAUCUACUACGAUGAAAUGCUUAGUCCGGUGUACUGCUAGGAAAGAUCCUAGUGUUUCUGCUUGUAAUGAUGUCAAUACACCUACAGAUGUAAAGGAAACCUAUGAGGAUACUUAUAAUUCAAUUAUUGCUUCAAAUAAAGAAUCCGCCAACAGAGCGCAUGGAGUAUUUGCUAAGUUAGUGCCCAAAGACUGUAAAAAGCUUGUUAACAUGGGAGUCAGCAAUGAUUCAUCCCGUCAUGCAUUCAUCAUGGAAAAGUUUGCUGAGAAAAAGCGUCUUGAAAAAGUUAAGGAGAAAGUUACUGCACUCAAGUUCAAAGCCUUGCAUCACUUGUGGAAAGAAGAUAUGCGCUUAUUGUCUAUUAAGAAAUGCCGGCCAAAAUCUCAUAAGAAAAAUGAACCAAGUAGUAGUAAUCUGAAAAACCGAUCUUCCAUUCGUUCCCGGUUUCCUUUACCAGCUGGAAAUCAUCUAAGCUUGGUUCCAACAUCAGAGCUUAUUAAUUUCACAAGCAAACUUCUUUCGGAAACUCAAACACAGAUUCAGAGAAACACCCUGAAGAUGCCAGCAUUAAUAUUGGAUGAGAAAGAGAAGAUGGUUACACAAUUCAUAUCUAGUAAUGGGUUGAUUGAAGAUCCGCUUGCUAUUGAGAAAGAAAGAGAUAUGAUCAAUCCUUGGACAUCAGAAGAGAAAGAAAUAUUCUUAGAGAAAUUUGCCGUGUUUGGAAAAGAUUUCCGAAAAAUUGCUUCUUUCCUUGAUCACAAGACAACUGCGGACUGUGUAGAGUUCUACUACAAGAAUCACAAAUCUGAAUGUUUUCAGAAAUUGAAUAUGAAAGAUGUUGGUAAGCUAGGGAAGUCAUAUGCAGCUAGAACUAACUUAAUGGCAUCAGGUAAUAAAAGGAUGCGAGCAGGAAGAUUCCUUUUGGAAGGAUUUGGUAAUGUAAAAGCAUCGAGGGGCGGGAACAGCAUUAUAGAGAGAUCAAAUAGUCUGGACACUCUUGGGGAUGAAAGGGAGACUGCUGCUGCAGCUGAUGUAUUGGCCGGUAUAUGUGGGUCGCUUUCAUCUGAGGCUAUGAGCUCCUGCAUAACAAGUUCAAUUGAUCCUGUAGAUGACAAUAAGGAAAGAAAAUUCUUGAAAGUGAACCCUUUGCGAAAGCAAACCUUGAUGCCUGAUAUUUCUCAGAAUGCUGAUGAUGAGACAUGUUCAGAUGAGAGCUGUGGGGAAGUAGAUCUUUCUGGGUGGACAGACGAUGAGAAGGCAGCUUUUCUUCAGGCUUUAUCAUCUUUUGGAUCCCCGCCAAAUGAUGAUGCAAAUGGUGGUCAGAGUGACACAGAUGAUGCAUGUCUUGUUGAGGCAGGCUCAGUGGUUAAUGCUGAUAAGUCUGGGAAUAAAACAGAUGAGGACCUGCCUUCUGAUGCCUUGAAUACAUUCCAUGACGAAUCCAAUCCUCUGGAAGCUAGGGGCUUGUCAGCUGAAUUAAAUGAAUCAAGAGAAAUCACUGGGACGGUAGUACAUCUUGAAAAUGUAGAUAUGGUUUCUGAUGUUUGUGCAAUUAAGUUUGAAUCUAAGCCGGGUUCUGAUGAAAGCGGAGUUGGCUUGCACAAAACUGACAAGUCUUGUUCAGUCAAUGACCAUCCAGCAAAAAGUACAUCAGAUAGCAUAGAAGUCUCCAGAGGCAAAGCAAAUAAAUUGGGAGAUGCAGUUAGAGAAUCAAUUUCUACUGUAGGAAUAAUUAAACCACUGGAGUGUGGUUCUGUUGCUAUGGAUACAAUGGUUUCAGAGGGUUCUUCUGGGGAUCUCAGAAAUGAAGUGGAAAGGCAAAGAGUGGCAGCACCCCCAUGCUUUGAAGACAGAGAUGUUAAACAUGAAGCUGAUGCAGGUGUUGUAGUUGAAUCGAAAAGUUGUGCGUUAGAGUCAAGCACUACCUCAAAUCUUUCAUUCUCUCGUGUGGCCAAUUCAUGCUCAGGAUUGAGCUUUGGUUCUGAAAAUAAGCAUGUCUCCUUUGGAAAACCUCAUGCUUCGGCAUUAUCUACAGACAAUUCUCGGGCUACUACAAAUUCAUUGUUGCUGAACGCUGCUGCUGCUCCAUGUGAAAAAGCAGUUAGCCAGGAUAGAUUGUCCUCUAAUUGUGAUAUUCAAAGAGGUAGAGAUAUGCGGUGUCAUAGUUCUGGCAGUGACCAUCAGUUUCCUCUUCCAUGCAAUCAUCUUGAGACUGUUAGCAUCCUCCAGGGCUACCCCAUGCAGGUGCCCGUCAAGAAGGAAGUGGAUGGGGAUGUGAAUUGCAGCAGUUCAGUGUCUGAGUUUCCUUUUCCCCAAAAGGUCAAACAGACUGAUGAUCAUUUCAAAACAUUAUGGCAUUCUUCUGAUUCAGAAAACACAUCCAGAAAUGGUAAUGUGAAACUGUUUGGAAAGAUUCUAACCAAUUCUUCUUCCAAUUUGAUUACAAAGGGAAGUGAAGAAAAUAGUACGAAUCAUACCAAGUCAAGUAACAAGUCUUGUAAACGUAAAAUUACUAGCCAUCAGAAUUCUGAUGGAAAUUUGAAAAUUUUGAAGUUUGACCGUGCUGAUUAUCCUGGCCUUGAAAAUGUUCCAGUGAAGAGUUAUGGUUUUUGGGAAGGGACUGGAAUAAUACAGACUGGUCUCCCAUCAUUGGCUGAUUCUUCCUUGUUAGCUAAAUAUCCUGCUGCCUUCAGCAAUUAUCCUACAUCAUCUUCCAGUUUGGAGCAACAACCAUUGCAGCCGUUUGGCGCAUCCACUUUUACUGCUAGAGACAUCAAUGGAAGCAAUGCCAUGCUUGACUAUCAGAUGCUUAGAAGUAGGGAUGGUCCAAAAGUGCAGCCAUUUAUACUAGAUGCCAAGCACAGCCAAGAUGUAUUCUCUGAGAUGCAUAGAAGAAACAGUUUUGAAGCAAUAUCUAGUUUGCAGCAGCAUGGAAUAGGAGUGAUGGGAAUGAAUGGCAUUGGAAGACCCGGGAUUCUAGUGGGUGGGUCAUGCAGUGGUGUCUCGGAUCCUGUGGCAGCAAUCAAAAUGCAUUAUUCCAACUCUGAAAAAUAUGGUUGUCAGAAGGGGAGUAUCUUGGGAGAUGAUGAAUCUUGGGGAGGGAAAGGGGACAUAGGCAGGUAG
Molecule: messenger RNA, 3294 nt
Organism: Vicia faba (fava bean)
Lineage: Eukaryota; Viridiplantae; Streptophyta; Magnoliopsida; Fabales; Fabaceae
Source: the annotation of a GenBank genome assembly